Molecule: messenger RNA, 1053 nt
Organism: Oreochromis niloticus (Nile tilapia)
Lineage: Eukaryota; Metazoa; Chordata; Actinopteri; Cichliformes; Cichlidae
Product: alpha-2-macroglobulin
Exons: 9
Coding region: 106-1038 (310 amino acids)
Molecular function (GO): endopeptidase inhibitor activity
Source: RefSeq, a predicted model, not a curated record
UAGUUACACACUACAGUGGGAUAGCCCACCACUGACGUGUAUGUGGGUGGGGACAAUCAGCCGAUAUUUAGCCGAAGCUGACAUUGAGGAUUGUCACAACCAGUCAUGGACUGUCUCUGGAUCCUGAGCUGCACUCUGUGUGUCCUCCUGAGCUGGAUGAAUGUGGAUCAAGCGGUGGCUGAACCCCAGUACCUGGUGGCCAUUCCUGCAGUUAUUGAAGCUGGAGCUGAGGCCAAAUUCUGUGCAACUCUCCGACAGCCCAGUGGGACUCUGGUCAUGACUGUCACUUUGAAGUCCCGAGAGAAGAACACGACCUUAUUCACACAUACCUCAAAUGAAGAAUUUCAAACCUGUGUUCAGUUUAAGGCUCCUUUGGUACAAAAGGAGGUGCAAAUUUUUCAGGUGGAGGUACGAGGAGACACAUUUUACUCCAAACAAGUCAGAAAAGUGAUGAUCCAAGCGUAUGAUCCCUUCACAUUCAUUCAAACAGACAAACCCAUCUACCUCCCUGGACAAAAAGUGAAUUUCAGAGUCGUUACGAUGGAUAAUAAAAUGCGACCUGCCAAUCAGCUGUAUGAUGUCAUUGAACUUCAGGAUCCAAAUAGUAACAGGAUUGGACAGUGGCUAAAUGAAACAUCCAACAGCAGAAUACUGCAGCUUUCUUACUCCUUGGACACUGAGGCCCGUGAGGGACCGUACCAGAUCAUUGUGUCAAUGGGUGAGAGGAACAUAUCUCACAAUUUUAAAGUGGAGAAGUAUGUUUUACCCAAAUUUGAUGUGACAGUAAAUAUAUCUGAAGAAGUGAGUAUUGGGCAGGAAGACAUUGAAGCUGAAGUGUGUGCAAAGUACACGUAUGGACAGCCUGUACCAGGACGUGUUACAGUCAAUGUGUGCAGACCUAUUGAUAGGUACUUUUUCCAUGAUGUUUUGGUGCACAUCGUGGAUGAUUUGGCCCUAUUGCAGAUAAGUGCACCCUGCCACACAGAGACAAAGCAGGUACAGUUAUGGCUUUAUUUCUCUCUAACCUUUUUUCCCUGAUACUUUGGGUACAUU